Messenger RNA from Zea mays, 1190 nucleotides. RefSeq lists its product as uncharacterized. NCBI's taxonomy places the organism in Eukaryota, Viridiplantae, Streptophyta, Magnoliopsida, Poales, Poaceae. Bases 67 to 405 code for a protein of 112 amino acids. The record is from RefSeq and is marked predicted. The transcript has a single exon.
AUAUUUUAUUAUCAAGCAUAAACAGAAAUAUCAUUGAAUUACAAGUGUACCUUCAACUGGAAGGAGAUGAUAGUACAAGCGUGGCGCAAAAAGCGAAUGCCAAGUCAGCGUGAACAGUACGGGGAUACUGUUCACCUAUUUAUAGGCACGGGACACAACCCAUACAAAAUUACAUUCAUGCCCUUUACACUUGAUAAUAAUUCUAUAGUAAUCUGUCGAGGUCCAAAUAGCCUUUUCAUCUUUAAGUCGGUUUCACUUUUUGAUGCCACGCCGAAGCUUUCCUGCUCACACCUUCGGCGCUAUAUAAACCUUCGUAUUAUUCUGGUCUACUGCGAUGCUGACUUGAGUCCAAAGAUACCUGUUCACACAUUAUACUCCAGAAAUACUGUUAAAUCCUGUUUUUGAGGACCUUCGGAAGCCGAAGGUCCCCAACAAGUCCACAUAAUCUAUCAACGACGUCGAAGCCACCUAAGAACCCUAGAUUCCCUGAUCUGAAUGUUAAGAGAUCAAAGAAAAUGUCUCGAGUCACAAGUGACUGAACUCAGAGAGCUCGCCAUCGCUCAGUCACCCCGAGAAAGUAAAUUUAAGAAAGAAACAGAUCUCGGGUUAGAACUUUUCUAACCCAGAUGGUAUAUCCAGCCAAAAAGACUCGGAGAGUCUCGACUUAAGAUCUAUAACAAGAAAUAAAGAAACCAGGGGUUUUGGUUAGGCCACACAAAUGGUAAGAAACCCUUAAGUUCCCCCAUAAUCUGGCUGGAUUAAAGUGCAUAGGUGCACUGCCCAAGUACAACGUAAGCACUUGAACCGAAUCCAAGUCGUAGUAAAUGCACGGGGGUCCGAAUCUACGCAUACACCUCAAAACUCGAUCCUAAACCGUUACAGAUUAUACAUUUCAUACAUACACAGAGAGGGGUUUAGGGCAAGAUUCGAGUGAAUAGGCACCAAAGACGUCUAAGUAGCUGUCAGCUUACCUCGUCGACCAUGGUACCACCGUCGGCGCCCAAUCGACGGCGGCGCGCCCACCCGUGGAGACGCACACGGUGGCGGUAAGGCCCACGCGGGCUCCACAUCUCAACGGUGUAGACAAUCACCAGAGAAAGAGAGUUGGGGGGGGGGGCAAGAAGGAGAAUUCUAGAGAGAUCCGGAAUUAAUCAGAGACAAAGAAGUGCAUUACCGAAAGCACGAACAUG